AUGGCGCGGAUGGAGGUGACUGAGACCUUUGCUGGCAUCUCCCUGCCUGGUCACCUCCACACCCAGGAGUCCCUCAGCUAUGCCGCAACCUUCGCCUUCCGCCCCACUGACGUGGUCAUCGCCACUUACCCCAAAUCAGGCACCACCUGGAUGCAGGAGAUCCUGACGCUGCUCUUCAGCCAUGGGGAUGUGGUGCCUGCCAAGACCAUCCCUAACUGGGAGCGGGCACCCUGGCUGGAGCAGAUCUACUUCAGGUCUGCGCUGCGGGACUCGGCCAACCCCCGCCUCCUCACCACCCACCUGCCUGCCCGUGUCCUGGCACCUUCCCUGCAGCACAGCAAGGCCAAGGUGAUCUACGUGGCCAGGAAUCCCAAGGACGUUGCUGUCUCAUUCUACCACUUCCACCACCUGGCCAAGUUCCUGCCUGACCCUGGCUCCUUCGACACUUUCCUCACACAGUUCCUUGAGGGCACAGUGCACUAUGGCUCCUGGUUUGACCACAUCAAGGGCUGGCUGGGCCAGCGUCACCUCCUGGACAUCUUCUACGUCACUUAUGAGGAGAUGCACCAGGACCUGCGGGGCACAGCGCAGCGGCUCAGCACCUUCCUGGGCUGCCCGUUGGCACCGGAAACAUUGGCAGCCCUGGAGCAUCACUGCAGCUUUGCCACCAUGAAGGACAACACCAUGGUCAACUACACCCUCAUCCCCCCUGAGAUCAUGGACCACAGCCAGGGACACUUCAUGAGGAAAGAAUGCCCUCUUCAACCAGCGCUACCAGGAGGAGAUGGGCGACCUGGAGCUGCCCACUCGCUGGCCCAUGGCCUGAGUAGCCUCAAGAGGGGCCUGGAGCGGCAGCACUGCUUGACCCUGCCAUGCACAACAUAGCUUCCCCUCUCCACUGACCCCCCCCAUUGCGGGGGGCACGCCCAGCACCCCCAUAACUUAUCCAUCAGCCCAGGGGUGCAGCGGGGAGGGGAGGGGACACCGGCUGCGUGACACUCCCCCGGGCACUUUUCUGGCCAUCCCUGCAGCCCUUCCGUUCCCUGGGGUGGGGACGCGUGGCCGGGACCUCUCCUUUCCGCCAAGCCAGCG
Indicator indicator is the source of this 1092-nucleotide messenger RNA. RefSeq names its product sulfotransferase family 2B member 1 (gene SULT2B1). Gene Ontology annotation, molecular function: sulfotransferase activity. Lineage: Eukaryota; Metazoa; Chordata; Aves; Piciformes; Indicatoridae. Gene Ontology annotation, cellular component: cytoplasm. The record is from RefSeq and is a predicted model, not a curated record. Gene Ontology annotation, biological process: sulfation. The transcript has 6 exons. The coding region runs from base 1 to 885 and encodes 294 amino acids.